AUGAACGAUAUGGAUAUGAUUGUCCAUCUUUAUCAUUUACCUCUCUUGCGUCUAGCAUGGAAGAGAACCACAAAAACGUGCACAUUACCUACGCGAAUAAGGGUUCAAACUGAUUUUCAGCAAGUUGGUGAGAAUCAGUUUCUGAUUACUGUACCUGAUGCAGACAAUAUAAAUCAUAUAGUUGUGUUUCUCACUGGCACUAUUCCUUUUCCAGAUGGCAUGGGAGGUGCAGGUAAGAUGAAGAACUUUGUUAUAUUUAGUUGGCCUGAUCCAAAUGCACCACCUAAUUGGCAAUUCCUUGGAUAUAUUUCCAAUGUUAAGCCAUCGGCUAUUUUCAAAAUAUCAAAUUAAAAAAAUCAUGAAUUUGUAAAUAGCAAUUUGGGAAUUUUUGGAGUUGGCAAGAUCUCGCACGUAGCACAGAUUGGUGUAUCAGUUGAACCAUUAGCAGUAAUUGAGCAACAAGUAGCUACUGUUACUGCAACUACAACCAAUUCUUUUGUAGAAUUUGUACAAAAGAUGCUGACGAGUUUUGUGAAUUAUGUGACUAGUUUCACAGUAACACAAGCGCAAAUGACACCAAAUCCCACUGAGAACUUUGUGCCUCUAUCUACAUUACAGAGCUGGUAUGAAACUUUUGAGAGACGGUUACAACAAAAUCCAAACUUCUGGAAAUCGUGAUCAUAAUCUUAAUCAUAUAUAACAUAAAGCUUAGCAUCUUAUAUUAAUAUAAAUUUUACAGUGAUAUUCAAGUACUGUUAUAGCGUUUUGUUAUAGUGUAAAAUGCUGGAUUAUUAAUAUAAAACUAUCAUUCUUAUAUUAUAUAAUAAAUAUAUUAAUAUAUUAAUAAAUAAUAUUUAGAUUUAGACAUAUAAAGAUUUUUCAAAAUAUGCAUUUGAAAAAUCAAUAUAUAUCAAGCUUCAACAUACCUUAAACAACUUUAAUAGAGUAUCAACAAUAUUGAAUAUUGUACUUAGGUCAUUAUGCUCUUGAUAUUUCUAAUUUUUUUGUUAAAUAUGACAAGACAGAAACAUUUUUAAUAAAAAUAUAUCUUA
Molecule: messenger RNA, 1052 nt
Organism: Pogonomyrmex barbatus (red harvester ant)
Lineage: Eukaryota; Metazoa; Arthropoda; Insecta; Hymenoptera; Formicidae
Product: protein OPI10 homolog
Biological process (GO): protein import into nucleus
Cellular component (GO): cytosol; nucleus
Molecular function (GO): Hsp70 protein binding; nuclear import signal receptor activity
Source: RefSeq, a predicted model, not a curated record